CAAUAAGUGACCGGCAAACAUCACACCAUCAUUUCCUCAUUCGACACACUCCUUAAAUUGGUGUUGCGUAGAUCGUACACCAGCCGAGCUGCCCACGAAGCACGAAGCUGUUUCUUCAUUCCUUUCCCAUCCCCUGGGUAGCUACGAAGACGAAGACCAGGACCAGGACCAGGACCAAUUGAACCAUUUAUACAAGCAGCUGCUUUGCUGCCACGAUCUCUACUGUCAUCGUAACGACGAUUCUCUACCGCAUCUCCUUGACACCACUAUUGGCGCUUCAGCGGACCACUGCAUCAUAUUUCGAUCUUCUCACCCAGAGGAUCCGUCACCAUGGCUCGAUUUGGAUGGCGAGUGCCGACGCCGACGCCCACACCCACUGACGCUUGGUCAUCAUACUUUGACUCGUGGAAGACCGAGGACAAGGAGGUACCAACGACAUUGGGGUAUGAGCCGAUGAUCCUCGACGACGACCUUUACCUGGACAGCAUCAAUGUCAAAUUCAACAUCGAUUUCGAGUUGGACUGGGAGAUGGAUUUCCAAGACACAAAUCUCUACGAGUACGAGUAUUCCACGACCAAGUUACGGGGUGUGAGCAACAGUAGGCGGUGCAAUAAGGGCGGCCAUGACGUCAAUAGACACGCGCGGGUGGCUCGAUUCCAGGGUCCAACAGGAGGCGCCAGGAACGAACUUAGGAGGGACCGAGAACGAGCGCGCAUCAGCCACGAGUAUCCCGGUUACCACGCCUAUCACGACGCCUAUAGGGGACGCUACGGGGGACGCUAUGAGGACGUCGAUGGGGAUCAUCCCCCCGAAUCUCUCAACGACCACGCCUAUCCCUGCGCCUAUAGGGCCCAGCACAACAACCGAAACCUCAAAAACUUCAUACGUCAUGGCAAGCAAGCCCGCGUGGCUGAGCCUCCCCGCGAUCAACCGACCACCAACGUCUCAAAUGUCCACGCUCAACCCCAGAAAUAUCACCAUGGCAUAACGGAGCCUGCUGGCGUCCAGAGGCAACAACACAAUCACCACCAAGUCCAGCCGCAUCCCGGCGAGUACUCGGUAGCCGCCGUUGACAAUCGGAAUGUCGCCGCGCAGGCUGGAGCUGCGGCUGCCAACCAACAAGGCAAACAACAAAAAAUCCACCAGUCCGAUAUCGAAGCUAUCGUCGCCGAAGAGAGGGAGAAAGCCGGGCAGAUGCCCAGGUAUCCGGGCUUAGAAAGAUACAUCCUGAUCGAAAAGAUGGGCGACGGCGCCUUCAGUAACGUCUACAAGGCCAGAGAUACGCAGACACAUGAUGAAGUCGCCAUCAAGGUGGUGCGAAAGUUUGAGAUGAACUCGAAUCAGGGCGACGCACACCUGCAUCCGAACUUCAAGAAGCAGCCAAAGGGCGUGGAGCGAGCAAACAUUCUGAAAGAGGUCCAGAUCAUGCGACAACUUGAUCAUCCCAAUAUCGUCCGACUGAUUGACUUUUCCGAAUCGAGGCAAUAUUACUAUAUCGUGCUUGAGCUGUGCCCUGGAGGCGAAUUGUUCCAUCAAAUCGUUCGUUUGACCUAUUUCAGCGAAGACCUGAGUCGUCAUGUCAUUACUCAAGUCGCAAAAGCAUUGCUGUAUUUGCAUGAAGAAUGUGGCGUCGUCCAUCGCGAUAUUAAACCAGAAAACUUACUCUUCUACCCUGUUCCAUUUGUUCCUACUCGGAACCCAAAGCCCAGAGGCCCGGACGACGAAGACAAGGCCGACGAAGGUGAAUUCAUUCAUGGCGUUGGUGCCGGUGGCAUUGGUCGGAUCAAAAUUGCCGAUUUUGGUCUUUCCAAGGUCAUCUGGGACUCUCAAACCAUGACGCCUUGUGGAACGGUCGGUUAUACCGCUCCAGAAAUCGUCAAAGACGAACGAUACAGCAAAUCAGUCGACAUGUGGGCCCUUGGCUGUGUCCUUUAUACGCUGCUUUGCGGCUUUCCUCCUUUCUACGAUGAGUCGAUCCAAGUAUUGACCGAAAAGGUCGCACGAGGUCAAUAUACCUUCCUCUCCCCAUGGUGGGACGACAUUUCCAAGUCAGCACAAGACCUAGUGUCUCAUCUGCUCACCGUCAACCCCGAUAAACGAUUUACUAUCGAACAAUUCUUGGCACACCCUUGGAUUAGAAACGUUCAAGAGCCAACCUACGCUGCAGCCGAUGCGCCACCCCUGGCAACCCCUCUUGCCGUGAGACAAAAGGAAUGGGCUCAGGCCGGCAAUCUGCCCGCAGAUAUCUAUGGCAUCGGAACCCCGGGUACCCCUGGCAAACGAGCCGAUUUCCGAUCCCCAGGAGCCGUUAAUUUGCGAGAAGUGUUUGAUGUCGGUUAUGCUGUGCAUAGACAGGAGGAAGAAGCCAAGAGAAGAAAGAACUUUAAGCAAGGGUACCGCGGUGCUGGUAUGCCAGGAGGUCUGAAUCCGCUGAACGAGGACGACUUUGACGAAGAUGAUGACUAUGAAGAGGAAGUUUCGAGCAAGGUUCCCAAAGCACAACAGCCAUCGGAUGUGUCAAGUAUGGAAGCGAAGAUGCGAACGACGAAUUUGGGCAACCAACCGUCUGCAGCUGCUCAAGCCCGGGCUGCCGCGGCGCCCCCUGCACGGAGUCAACAACAACAACAACAACCCCAGGAGAGAGGUUAUGGCCAGCACAGUGCUGCCGUUGCCGCUGCAGCCAAGAGGGACGUUGGUCGGAGAAAUAAGCAGCCGUUCGAAUUGAGUCUGGAUAAUUCCACCUUGCUGGGCAGGAGGAACAAGAUGGGUGGUAAUGCUGCUGCUGCUCCUUCAAAGUUGAGAGAACAAAUUAGCGCGAGAUAG
Exophiala oligosperma is the source of this 2823-nucleotide messenger RNA. RefSeq lists its product as uncharacterized. Lineage: Eukaryota; Fungi; Ascomycota; Eurotiomycetes; Chaetothyriales; Herpotrichiellaceae. Gene Ontology annotation, biological process: protein phosphorylation. The coding region runs from base 331 to 2823 and encodes 830 amino acids. Gene Ontology annotation, molecular function: protein kinase activity; ATP binding. The transcript is spliced from 5 exons. The record is from RefSeq and is a predicted model, not a curated record.